AUGGGUGAAGGUAAAAACGUAUUUUUAAUGUAUCACUGUCCUGUAAGCAACUGUUAUGUUACGACAGACAAAACAUUUACGAAGGAAAUAACCGAUUUCCAUGUUAUAUUAUUCCAUGGACCAGAUCUCAAUUUACAUGAUGUAACUUUGCCCGAAACGCGUCAUUUUUCCCAAAAGUAUGUGUUUCAAUCAUUGGAGUCAUCAGCAAACUAUCCAAUACUUGAUGAAAAAUACGAUACCUUUUUUAAUUUGACUUGGACUUACAAAUUGAAUUCUGAUAUACCUCUCGGCUUUAUUUUAAUUAAAAACAAAAACGGUGAUAUUAUUGGUCCUAAAGAAAGAAUGACUUGGCUAGAAGUCAAAGAUAUGAAACCUAUUGAUGAUAAACUAAAAAAUGAACUUAGCCAGAAAAGCAAAUUAGCUGCGUGGUUCAUGUCAAACCAAUGGACAGUAAAUAAAAGAUUAGAUUACGUGGACGAAAUGCAAUAUGAAUUAGACAAAUUAAAUAUACGCAAUUUAACCAUGGACAUUUAUGGAACAUGGGCGGUCAGUAAUAAAUGUCCUAUAAAUGAAAUGCAUCGUUGUAAACGUAUGCUAAAGAAGGACUAUUACUUUUAUUUGUCGUUCGAGAAUUCCAAUUGCGAGGAUUACGUGACGGAAAAACUGCUUACUGCUUUACAGAAUAAUGUUGUGCCUGUUGUGUUCGGUGGCGCCAACUACACAAGGUUCAUGCCAGAUGGCGCAUACUUAAAUGCAAGACACUUCCGACCCAGAGAGCUUGUCCAUCAAAUGAUAGAUAUUGUUGCCAAUAAAUCAAAAUACUACGAAUUCUUCAAAUGGACUAACUACUAUUCCUACCAUGAUGUAUAUGAAAACCCUGAAACAAAUCCGUAUUGUAGAUUUUGUAGAAAGAUGAACGAAAACACGUCUAAUAUAAAUGACUACAAGAGAUUCAGAAAAUGGUGGAAUUGUCCCGUUCCAAAAGAUCGGAAAAGAAAACGAUGCGAAAAGCAUUGUGUUUAA
Messenger RNA from Arctia plantaginis, 1023 nucleotides. NCBI's taxonomy places the organism in Eukaryota, Metazoa, Arthropoda, Insecta, Lepidoptera, Erebidae. The record is from the annotation of a GenBank genome assembly.